GAACUAGGAGGUUCUCACUGCCUGAGCAGAGGCCCCACACCCACCGAGGCAUGGGGCUCCCUGGGCUGCUCUGCUUGGCUGUGCUGGCCGCCAGCAGCUUCUCCCAGGCACAGGAGGAAGAAAUCACCCCUGUGGUCUCCAUUGCCUACAAAGUCCUGGAAGUUUUCCCCAAAGGCCGCUGGGUGCUCAUAACCUGCCAUGCACCCCAGGCACCACCGCCCAUCACCUAUUCCCUCUGUGGAACCAAGAACAUCAAGGUGGCCAAGAAGAUGGUGAAGACCCACGAGCCGGCCUCUUUCAACCUCAACAUCACACUCAAGUCCAGUCCAGACCUGCUCACCUACUUCUGCCGGGCGGCCACCACCUCAGGUGCCCAUGUGGACAGUGCCAGGCUGCAGAUGUACUGGGAGCUGUGGUCCAAGCCAGUGUCAGAGCUGCGGGCCAACUUCACUCUGCGGGACAGAGGGUCAGGCCCCAGGGUGGAGAUUUCCUGCCAGGCGUCCUCGGGCAGCCCACCCAUCACCUAUAGCCUGGUCGGGAAGGACGGGCAGGUCCACCUGCAGCAGCGACCACGCCACGGGCAGCCUGCCAACUUCUCCUUCCUGCCGAGCCAGACAUCAGACUGGUUCCAGUGCCAGGCUGCAAACAGCGUCAAUGUCCAGCACAGCGCCCUCACACUGGUGCCCCCAGGAGAGUUGCCCAAGGCACCCACCAUCGUGCUGGCUGGCAGCCUUGCCUCCAUUGCGGCCGUCACCUCCGGGAUGUUGGGCUGGACCACGUGGGCCAGGUCAUGACCAGAAGAUGGAGGACUGGCAGGGUCCCCUGGAGAGCCCCAUCCUUGCCUUGCUGGCCUAUAGGAGCACCCACCGUCUGAGUGAAGAGGAGCUUGGGGUGUUCAGGAUAGGGAAUGGGGAGGUCAGAAGAUGCAAAGCAGCAGCCAUGUAGAAUGAACCGUCCAGAGAGCCAAGCACGACAGAGGGUUGCAGACCAUUGGCGUGCACUGUUCGUAUUUGGAGUUCAUGCAAAAUGAGUGUGUUUUAGCUACUCUUGUCACAAAAACAAAACAAAACAAAAAA
Rhinopithecus roxellana (golden snub-nosed monkey) is the source of this 1076-nucleotide messenger RNA. It is a transcript of the gene C19H17orf99, whose product is annotated as chromosome 19 C17orf99 homolog. The record is from RefSeq and is a predicted model, not a curated record. The transcript is spliced from 6 exons. NCBI's taxonomy places the organism in Eukaryota, Metazoa, Chordata, Mammalia, Primates, Cercopithecidae. Bases 51 to 794 code for a protein of 247 amino acids.